AUGGUGAUCGGCUAUCUUUUGGCUCUAUUAUGUGUAGGCUGGCAACAUGUCCUUGGUAAGGAUCUUAAGGAGAAGCCUAACCAAAUCGGACCCCGGGUUAUUGGAGGUGUGGUGACCACAAAUGCAAAACUAGGUGGCUAUAUGAUGGUUUUAAAAUACAAAAAGGAGUUCAUGUGCGGCGGAACCCUCAUCCAUGAGCUCAUUGUCCUUACGGCAGCCCACUGCUUUAUCGGUAUGCCCAAACCCGAAUAUUGGACAGUGACGGGAGGAGUCUCCAGGCGAGGCCUGGAUAAAGGAGAAGUUCGCCAGGUUAAGUCCUUUUUGCGACCGAACAAUUUUGACCAAACCAAUAUGCAUAUGGAUGUGGCACUAAUGCGUCUGGCGAAACCCAUGAAAGGACUGAAUAUCGCCAAGAUUCCUCUAUGCACUGGUCCUUUGGAAGCAGGAACCAUUGUUACUGUUUCUGGGUGGGGUCUAAAACAACCAGAAAACGUAAAGCCCGAAAAACUUCUUCGUAGAGUAGAAGUGCCGAUUAUUGACAAAAAAAGCUGCAGUGAUGCCCAUUUACCAACGGUUAAACUAACGUCGACGGUUUUAUGUGCCGGAGUUUUAGGACGUCGGGAUGCCUGCACCUUUGACUCAGGGGGACCGCUGGUCUAUCAAGGACACGUUUGUGGCAUAGUGUCCUUUGGCAUUGGAUGUGCCUCUAGGCGCUAUCCUGGCGUGUACACGGAUGUGAAUCAUGUGAAGCCCUUUAUCAAAGAGUCCAUGCAAAAACUUUUGAAUUCCUAA
Drosophila bipectinata is the source of this 792-nucleotide messenger RNA. Its product is annotated as seminase-like. Gene Ontology annotation, biological process: proteolysis. Gene Ontology annotation, molecular function: serine-type endopeptidase activity. The record is from RefSeq and is a predicted model, not a curated record. NCBI's taxonomy places the organism in Eukaryota, Metazoa, Arthropoda, Insecta, Diptera, Drosophilidae.